Aedes albopictus (Asian tiger mosquito) is the source of this 1708-nucleotide messenger RNA. RefSeq lists its product as uncharacterized. NCBI's taxonomy places the organism in Eukaryota, Metazoa, Arthropoda, Insecta, Diptera, Culicidae. The record is from RefSeq and is a predicted model, not a curated record. The coding region runs from base 142 to 1320 and encodes 392 amino acids. The transcript has 2 exons.
GCGUGAGCCCACUUUUGACGUUUGUUGUUUUGUUGUUGUCUGAUCAUCAGUUGCGCACCGAACCGCGAAGAAACGUGAACUGCAGAAACCGUUGCUCGAGAUUUAAUCAAUAGUGUUCCAAUUUUUCAAUAUCCAACGAGAAUGCUUGACAAAGACGACGACCAGCAGCUGGAUGCUGUGUCGAUUUUUAGUGGAUCCAGUGGCGGCCAAUCGGAUCUGCACCUGCACCGGAAACCACGACAGUAUGACUUCAGUUUUUCCCUCCCGUCACCCCAGCAGCAGCAGCAGCAACCGAUGGACGUGGACACAUCCGGUGGUGGCCCGAUUCAGCUGUCACUAGCAACGCCUCGCCCCGGCGAAAAGAAACAAAAACUAAACAGUGGACGAGCUAGGGUCAAAAUGCGAAAGCUGGCCAGCGGCGAGACGGAUUCCAGUGAAGCUGGUGACCGGGGAUGCUCGGGUGGGAAGACGCUGCGAUUGCGAACGGUGGUCUGCUGCUCGGUGGUGCUACUGGUGGCGGUGCUCGUGGUGCUGAUUGGUAAACAGGACCUGAGGGAGGAGUUCUGGAAGCGGUACAAGGAACAAUACCACGAGCUGUUGUAUGGCGUGGAAGAUUACUGCAAUCAGGAGUUUGACUUUUCUGCGACCGCUGGUGCACUUUCCAGUGGGGUGAUAGGUCAACUGGAGGCGACUGCAAAAUCGGAGGAAAUAGUCAAUCGGCGACGGAAUGAACGUUGCACAUCAAUCGCCCUGCUGGGAUCCACCGGAGUUGGCAAAAGCCUCAUGGCCGACAUAAUCGCAAAGACCUUCCAGUGGCAAUCGAACGUCCACCACUUCUUUUGGGACUACACGUUCACACCGGCGAAGCGAUUCGAGCGGUUUCAAUCUUUCCUGUACGGGAUCCGGCAUGGUCGCGAUGUGGAACUACGAUGCGGACGGAGUUUGAUCAUCGUGGACCAUCUCGGGAGUGGCGACGUGGACACGAUCAACAAAAUAGACGCUCGGCUGCGGUUCGUGGCGGACAAGGAUGACGUACAGUUGAUGGUGCUGUACGUAUUUCAGGGAGCGUUGACCAGGGACAACCCGGAAGCGGUUCAGCAUCUGAGCAGAUUUAUUGAACGAGUUCAGCUCCGUUCGCUGAAAGAGGAUGAUUUGAGAGCAUGUAUCAGGCUGGAAGCAGCCGAGUUUGGGGUGGACCUGGACCAGCAUCCUGGUCUGCUGGAGGAAUUGACUUCUAGCGUGGAUUGGGAACGUUAUGGAUGUAAACCUGUUCGAGCAAAGCUAGCGUUUCAUUCUCAGUUUUCGAAGAAUGAUUCCUGAUUGUGAGUUCCACUUUUGAGGGUUUGACUAAGACAUUGUACAUGUGCUGUGAUUUUCUUUUUUGUUAAAAUGUAAAUUCUAGAGCUCGAUUUGAAUAGGUCGUAUGUGCUUUCGUCGAUAUAAAAAUCGAUCAGUUUAUUUUAGUUACUGUAGCAAUAUCAAUUAUUUUUCGAGGACUUUUAGUGAUUGAACGGAAAGCCUGUUUUGUAAGGAAUCGGCUGUAUGUAUAAGUUUUGUUUAAUUGCAACAGCUUUCGCUUCAAUAAGCGAAUCCAACUGAUCGAAUUUUAUAUCGACGAAAGCACAUACGACCUAUUCUAAUCGAGCUCCAGAAUUGUGUUCGGUAAAAAACACUACUUGAUUGUAAAUAAAUAUAUUUGUGAAAUACA